UGGCCUUCUGGGAGAAGUCCGGCUGCAAAAUCGUCGCGGAUUAUCCCGCGGAUCGGGAUCCGGCCUAUCGAGCCAUCGUUCUCAGCACCAUCGACGGCCUGAAGACGCUCGAGGACGAAAAAAUCAGCGUCGAUCGGGGUACACUGUGCACGUGCUGAUCGGCGAACUUCAUUACGCCUGCUUAACGUCGAAGUCGGACUGUCCCUCGUCGGCGAUUCAACUGGAGUCUUGCUCCCAAGUGUUUCUGGGGAGGUUGCGCACCGUUUACCGGGAGUUACCGAUGUUAGCGGACCUCUCGAGGGACCUGACCAACCUCGCAGUGGUGGAUCUCUCGAAACCAUUGAAGAACAUAAUUGAGGAGCAUAACCAACAAGAUGUCAAUCCCAAGGAUCUGCUCCCGAGACUGGAAAACGAAUUGGCAGAAAUACGUCACGCGCUGAUGGAUGGGGUGCAGAAGUUGAUCGAUCGGGGCCAGAGAUUGGACGAACUAGUUCGCAAAACGCAGAGUCUUCAAAUUACGUCGCGGAAAGACUUUCACGUAGCGAGGCACUCCCAGAAGAAGAAGAACGUUCUGCUGGUUACUGGUGCGGCGUCCUUGAUGUUUAUAUCAACCUCGCUCUUCGUACUCUUGUAUAUAGGAAUUCUGUGACCGCUCUUUGUACAAAGAACCGUGUUCACACCUUCAAGCGUGUCACCGGAAUUUUUGUAACAAAAGGAACACGUCCGAACUACUGAAGAAACGUACGCAAAGGCUUUUCAUAACCCUGUCUAUCAUCAAUUGCAUUAUAUUGUGCAACUUGUACUGUAUUCGCGUUAAUCACACGCGAUUUAAUUAGUUAUUUUUUAACCGUACGCAUCAUUGACUUAUUGUUUAUUGAUUAUUCCAAGAAGGGCGUAAACGAUUAUUUUAAGAAAAGCAUGAACAAUGUGUCACAAUAACAAUCCGUCAUAGCUCGUAUAAUCUGUAAUAGCUCGUUAAUGUCUAAAAACGGUUGUAUCACGAUUAUACGGCCAAUACUGGAAAUCUAUAGUUUAUCCCAAUGAAAAAUUUUUCACACAUAAUUAUGUAAAAUUAUAUAAAAUUAUAUAUAAUUUUAAAUUA
This is a messenger RNA of Odontomachus brunneus, 1102 nucleotides long. RefSeq names its product vesicle-associated membrane protein 713-like. Bases 281 to 649 code for a protein of 122 amino acids. The transcript is spliced from 4 exons. The record is from RefSeq and is a predicted model, not a curated record. NCBI's taxonomy places the organism in Eukaryota, Metazoa, Arthropoda, Insecta, Hymenoptera, Formicidae.